GGGUUGAAUGACGUCACCGCCGCUUCGCCCGCCGCCAUGGCGCUUCCGGGCUGGACGCUGUGUUUCUUCGGUGUGGCCUCGGUCUGCGGAGGAUUCUGCAUCUACCGCCUGCUGGCCGGCGCCCGGAGGAGCUCCCUGAACAGAGGGCUUGUGAGAGAACUGAUGGCCCGAACGGAGAGGCCGCUGUUUUGGAUCGCAUACUCGCUGUACACACGGACCAAGCUGGGAUACAUGUUUUACAAACGUCAGAUGAAGAAAGCGCGGGAGAAAUACCCAGCAGGCCACUCCCGAGCACAACCCACCAACAUAAACGGCAUCAAGAUCAUCCCGGUGCCCGUUCUGUCAGACAACUACAGCUACGUCAUUAUUGACACGGCAUCCAGUCUUGCUGCUGUGGUGGAUCCUGCUGAUCCUCAGUUUGUGCAGGCUUGCCUGGAAGAAGAAGGGGUGACAUUAGAAGCCAUUCUUUGCACACACAAACACUGGGACCACAGUGGGGGAAACAGAGCCCUCAGAAGGCUCCACAGCUCCUGUAGGGUGUAUGGAAACCUUAUGGACAACAUUCCUGGCCUCACACAUCCUUUAACAGACAAAGACACCAUAGAUGUUGGGACACGUCUGCGCUUCAGGGCCUUUUACACCCCUGGCCAUACUGUGGGUCACAUGAUCUACCUCUUGGAUGGACGAGCAUUUGGGGGGCCCAGCAGCCUCUUUUCGGGAGACCUGGUUUUUCUGUCGGGAUGCGGGCGAAUGUUUGAAGGCUCUGCUUCAACGAUGCUGUCAUCUCUGGACACAGUCGGCUCACUGAACGACGACACGCUGCUCUGGCCUGGCCAUGAAUAUGCUGAAGAUAACCUGCUGUUCGCUGCAGAAGUGGAGCCUGGUAAUGUGGUACGAGAACAGAAGCUACAAUGGGUCCUGCAGCAGAGAGGCCAGAGACUGUGCACGUGCCCGUCUACACUGGCAGAGGAAAAGCAGUACAAUCCAUUCCUAAGGAGCCAUACUCAGGAUCUCCACCGAGCAUUAGGCCUGCAGCAGAACCAGGAUGAGGACUGGACCUCGUAUAGAGCCCGAGUUUUAGAGGAGCUGCGCAGGCAAAAGGACAUUUAUAAAGCCCGCUAGCGUCCCACCUAGAAGUGGAGGAUGAAACUACUAAACCCAUUCCAACUGGCCCUGUUGUUUUCCCUCACUCAAAGUGUUUGGACUGCUUUAUGAGGAGGGCAUUGAUUGGACAUGAAGGUUACAGUUUGCACAUUUUGGAACCUUUGGGCAUUAUUGAGAUACUGUUGGCUGUAUUUGCUGCGGGGAGUUGUUUUUUUCCAGGCUUUCAAGAUGAGGCUGAGUGACUUGUAUCCCUGUAAUCAUACCGAAAUUUCUAUAAGUUUCUAGAAAUAGCUUGUGUUGUGCACACCCUCUUCAACUUUCUCUAGUUCUACGCAGAGCAGCAGAGCAUGUUUCUGUUCUGACUUUGGGCAGUAUAGGUUUGGGCUAACCUGCACCGCUGUUCUGUGCUUGCGGCCCACUGAGGUUUGGAUUUGGACCCACGCGAAACCCUUUUUAGGGCUGAGUUGUGCAGGGCUGACUUUGAGGGGUCAGUCAUGUGCCUCUCAUUGUGGGUCAUUAGUUGAGCCCCAAGUCAUGGGUAGGAACCCCAGUCCUGGAGGGCUGGAUUCCUGCAGUUUGGUGAUUUUGCUACUCAGACACACCUAAUUCAACUCUUCAGCUAUUUACCAAGUUUAGUUGGUGUGUUAGAGCUGGGAAUUCACUAAAUUGAGCUGGACUCUGGCCCUCAGUUCCCCAUCUCUGCCCUAAGUGAACCCCAUACUCCCAAUGUUUGCCAACAUUGAUCCUCUGAUAGAUACAGUGGUUUGAAUAACACUUUUUUUCAGUAAUUAAGGUACUAAAAGCGCUGUACAUUUGUCCUUUUGUGAGUAAUAAACCACUAUAUGAGCCCCUUU
Molecule: messenger RNA, 1958 nt
Organism: Pygocentrus nattereri (red-bellied piranha)
Lineage: Eukaryota; Metazoa; Chordata; Actinopteri; Characiformes; Serrasalmidae
Gene: pnkd
Product: PNKD metallo-beta-lactamase domain containing
Exons: 9
Coding region: 37-1122 (361 amino acids)
Cellular component (GO): mitochondrion
Molecular function (GO): hydroxyacylglutathione hydrolase activity
Source: RefSeq, a predicted model, not a curated record